Molecule: messenger RNA, 865 nt
Organism: Grus americana (Whooping crane)
Lineage: Eukaryota; Metazoa; Chordata; Aves; Gruiformes; Gruidae
Gene: TIMM9
Product: translocase of inner mitochondrial membrane 9
Exons: 4
Coding region: 219-488 (89 amino acids)
Source: RefSeq, a predicted model, not a curated record
GUGCGGGCAGCGGCGCUCCUGAUGGGGCCGCCCCGGGCGGGACGGACCGGGCAGCCCAGCGUGGCCCCUCGGCCGUGCCCCGCCGCCUCACGGCAGGCCCCGCGGCGGUGAGGAGAGCGGAGCUGCUUCCUGAGAGGCCGGAGCGGCGCCGCCAAGGCCGGGCGGCGGGGCCUCCUGUCAGCUCUGUGAAUAGGUGAGUGAAUCACAGGUGGUAGAACAUGGCUGGCCAAAUAUCGGAAUCUGAUCAGAUCAAGCAGUUCAAGGAGUUUCUUGGAACAUACAAUAAACUUACAGAAAACUGCUUCCUGGACUGCAUAAAGGAUUUCACUAGCAGAGAGGUUAAACCAGAAGAGAUGACUUGCUCAGACCACUGCCUACAGAAGUACUUAAAAAUGACACAGAGGAUCUCCAUGAGAUUUCAGGAGUACCAUAUUCAGCAGAACGAAGCUCUGGCAGCUAAAGCAGGACUGCUUGGCCAACCUCGUUAGACUCGAGCACUCUGUUCAGACUUUACAAGCAGUGUCAGUGUUCACUAGGCAAGAACACAGUUUGGAUUUCCUACUGUCAGGAUGUAUGUCCAGCAACUCAGAAGAGAGUUCUAGAUGCUGUUCAGACAGUGGAAAACAUGAAGGGUUAAACAAGAAGUUAGUCACAGCGGACUGGCAAUGGAGUCUGUUUCUGAGCUCUUUUUCACUCUACAAUGGAGUAAUAUUGACACAAACUUUUCCAGGGCCCACAGACUGGUAUCUUUAAAUGUCAAGGGUGGUGGGGGUUAUACUGCCUUUCUGCUAGGACUGGUUCAGAUGAAAAAAGUGUAAUGUGGGAAGUACACUUUUUUACUUAAGUAAAAUAAAUUGGAACUGUA